UAAUAGUGCCCCUAGUGGUGUAGUCAGUUACUGGAGAGCAACCCUUUUCUUGGCAGAGUAAGGAAUGAACCUGUGGCUCUUUAUGGUUUGCGAUGGCUGAUUGUACAUACACGAGCUGCCCACGUUGCGAGUUGCACUUUGAUGAUGAUGGUAUAUACUGUACAUAGCUUCCAGGCUGCUGAGCUUCCUAUUGCCUGAACACCGCCCCGAGCAGUCAACUUUAAACAAAUCAGCCGCAGCAGAGCUCUGUUUCCCUCCGCCCUCAUCUGGGUGAAAGCGAAAAUAAGACUUGUCGCUAUUGCUGCGCGCAGUCACAUACAGCGGACGCUACAAUGCGGGCGCGGCGCAGUGGGACGGACACACGCUGAUGAGUCCUGACAGCCAGGAGCCUGUGCCACACACAGACACGUUCGGCUAUGGCAUGUGAGGAUACGACCUUACACCCAGCGGCGCUAGCCAGGCAGAGCUCCUGCGCAGCAGGGAUGUCACUUGACUUUGAGCCAAAGCAGGAAUACACGUUUGUUGAAAAUCUGCAAGACCGAUACAAGUGUGCAAGCUGCCAUCUGGUUCUUCACAAUCCUCACCAAACAGGAUGUGGUCACCGAUUCUGUGAGAAAUGUGUUUUAUGCCUGAAUGAAUUGUAUGAAAUUCCGCAGUGUCCUAUAGACAAGGAAACCAUUAAACCACAAGAAAUAUUUAAGGACAAUUGCUGUAAACGAGAAGUCCUAAAUUUGCUGGUGUAUUGCAGAAAUGCUCCUGACUGUGAUGUGAAAGUGACACUGGGAAGGUUCCAGGAUCAUCUUGCCCAGUGUUUGUAUGAAACGAUCACCUGCAGCAACUCAGGAUGUCACGACAAGGUGUUCAAAAAAGACUUGGAGACUCACUUAACAACACAGUGUGGACUGAGAGACGAAACCUGCAUUUACUGCAGCAAAAGCAUGGCCUUGAUUGAUCUGCAGAUACAUGUAAGAAAUUACUGUCCGUUAUAUCCAGUCCCGUGUCCAAACAACUGCAGUAAUACAUGUCCUAGAGAUAAGCUGGACGAGCACCUUACUAUAUGCACUGAGGCUGAAGUAGAAUGUCCCUUUGCAAAUUAUGGCUGCUAUGUAAAGGUAAAAAGAGGAAAAUUAAAAGCACAUGAAGAUGCCUUCCUUAGAGACCAUAUGCUGUAUGUUUUGAAUAGAAAUACUAAGCUUGAGCAGCAGAUGCUGGAAUUAAAACAAAGUAUGGAAAUGAAAGAAGGCAAAAUUCAGCAGCUCUCAAACACUGUGAAGUGGUGUGAAAAGGAAUGGCGGCAGUUCAGCGGGACAAAUGGCAGUCACCUUCUCAAUCCCCAAACACUUGUCAGUCAUGUAGAGAAAGUUUCUUGGCUGGAGGAGCAGGUGAUGCAGUUGGUGCAGUUGAUUAGUGAAGAACAGAGCCGACAUGGUCUGGGGCCAUUGAUAGAGGCGAUAGAAAGUAUCAAGCUAACGGUGACCAGCAUGGAGAGCUACAAAGACCGACUAGAUAACCUGGAGGGUCAAUUCAGAAAACAUGACGUGCAGAUUAAUAACCAUAAAACUCUGAUGAGCAGCAAUGAAGAACGAUUUAGACUUCUAGAAGGGACCUGUUACAAUGGGAAACUGAUCUGGAAAAUCACAGACUACGAGAGAAAGAAAAAGGAAGCAGUGGAAGGUCGCGUGGUUUCUAUUUACAGCCAGCACUUCUACACAAGCCGCUGUGGUUAUCGUCUGUGUGCUCGGGCCUACCUCAAUGGAGACGGCUCAGGUAAAGGUUCCUAUUUAUCCUUGUACUUUGUAGUCAUGAAAGGUGAAUUUGACUCCCUUCUGUCAUGGCCAUUCAAGCAGAAGGUCACAUUGAUGUUGCUUGACCAAAGUGGAAAAAGGAAUCAUAUAUUAGAUGUCUUCAAAUCUGACCCGUACAGCAGCAGCUUUAAAAGACCCGAAGGGGAGAUGAACAUUGCUUCAGGGUGUCCUCGCUUUGUGUCUCAUGCCCAGCUGGAGAAUCCAAGGAAUGGCUGCUACAUUAAAGAUGAUACAUUGUUUAUUAAAGUUGCUGUGGAUCUAACAGACCUUGACGAAUUAUGAAACCAAGAAUACUUUCAUAGAGUUUUAAUUAUACAUCUAUGAAUUAUACAUUUUGUUUGUAAAUUUGAGCUUAAUAUAUUGUUAAACUGUAAAAAAAUGUUCUUUAUAAAUUAUUAUUUUAAUAACCAUUGCUGUGGAUGCAAAUGUAUAAUAAAACUGUCUAAAA
Molecule: messenger RNA, 2253 nt
Organism: Pseudophryne corroboree (corroboree frog)
Lineage: Eukaryota; Metazoa; Chordata; Amphibia; Anura; Myobatrachidae
Gene: TRAF5
Product: TNF receptor associated factor 5
Exons: 11
Coding region: 417-2087 (556 amino acids)
Biological process (GO): regulation of apoptotic process; protein K63-linked ubiquitination; positive regulation of canonical NF-kappaB signal transduction
Molecular function (GO): zinc ion binding; tumor necrosis factor receptor binding; thioesterase binding
Source: RefSeq, a predicted model, not a curated record